GUGAAUACACACAAAGAGCAGUAAAGUGAAACGCAUAACUUGCAAUUGUGCGGGUUCUCUUAGUUGAAUAGUAAAACAAAGUGUAUAUUUAUAAAUGCAACAUAUAUAAAUAAUUUUUAAGAAUAAAUAAAAUUUUGUGCUUAUUAAAUGAGUGAUAUAUUGAGAAGCUCGCAAGAGCGUUCGCGGAAACGCAAGAAAUUGUUGGCACAAACUCUGGGUCUUUCAAGUGUAGAUGAGUUAAAAAAGGUAUUAGGAUCUGGAGAUAGUCUCAGUAGUUCCAGCAGCAGUUCAUAUGGCGUGUCGGGCUUUGGUAGCAAUCGUGUCAACGGCAGCGGCCAACGUGAUGACGAAGAAAGCGCGCAAAGCAGUAAAACUCCCGGUGAAAUAAUUUACAGAGAUUCAUCAACUUUUUUAAAGGGCACACAAUCCUCAAAUCCACAUAAUGAUUAUUGUCAGCAUUUCGUGGAUACUGGACAGAGGCCCCAAAAUUUCAUACGUGAUGUGGGGCUUGCCGAUCGUUUCGAAGAAUACCCCAAAUUGCGUGAGCUGAUACGUCUGAAGGAUAAACUCAUUCAAGACACCGCUUCAGCCCCAAUGUAUUUGAAGGCUGAUCUUAAAACAUUGGAUUUUAAGACGCUGGGCACAAAAUUUGAUGUCAUACUUAUAGAGCCGCCUUUAGAAGAAUAUGCAAGAGCAGCCCCUUCGGUAGCAACAGUUGGUGGAGCACCACGUGUAUUUUGGAACUGGGAUGAAAUUCAAAAUCUCGAUGUUGGCGAGGUUGCAGCACACCGUUCGUUUGUUUUUCUAUGGUGUGGCUCAUCUGAAGGACUGGAUAUGGGUCGCAAUUGUUUAAAGAAAUGGGGUUUUCGUCGUUGUGAAGAUAUUUGUUGGAUACGCACAAACAUAAAUAAACCUGGGCAUUCGAAGCAACUUGAGCCAAAAGCUGUAUUUCAACGCACCAAGGAACAUUGUCUAAUGGGAAUUAAAGGUACUGUACGUCGUUCAACGGAUGGUGAUUUCAUACAUGCAAAUGUGGAUAUUGAUUUAAUAAUAUCUGAAGAAGAAGAAUUUGGUAGUUUUGAAAAACCAAUUGAAAUUUUUCAUAUUAUUGAGCAUUUCUGUUUGGGACGUAGACGCAUGCAUAUAUUUGGACGAGAUUCAAGUAUACGACCUGGUUGGUUGACAGUUGGUCCAGAACUGACAAACUCAAAUUUUAAUGCAGAUCUUUAUCAAACAUAUUUCGCUGAAGCACCAGCAACAGGUUGCACUAGCCGUAUUGAAUCUUUACGCCCAAAAAGCCCACCCGCUAAUAGUAAGAUAAUACGUGGCCGCGGCCGUGGUUUUCCACGUGGUCGUGGUAGGCCUAGGUAGAUUUCGUAGAAUUAUUUACGUAUUUAUGAGAUUCUUUUAACAUUUAAAUUAAUUUUUGCAGAAGUCAUAAUCAUAACUUUAGAAAUAUUUAUUUUAAUAUUUAACGAAAGCAGUGCGGACUCUGCGAUACUAACAAAACAACAAAUCCAUUUUCCAACAUCGCCUAUUUGACAACAUCUGAUAAUUC
Molecule: messenger RNA, 1558 nt
Organism: Teleopsis dalmanni
Lineage: Eukaryota; Metazoa; Arthropoda; Insecta; Diptera; Diopsidae
Gene: Mettl14
Product: N6-adenosine-methyltransferase non-catalytic subunit
Exons: 4
Coding region: 148-1371 (407 amino acids)
Cellular component (GO): RNA N6-methyladenosine methyltransferase complex; nucleus
Molecular function (GO): mRNA binding
Source: RefSeq, a predicted model, not a curated record